Molecule: messenger RNA, 712 nt
Organism: Antrostomus carolinensis (chuck-will's-widow)
Lineage: Eukaryota; Metazoa; Chordata; Aves; Caprimulgiformes; Caprimulgidae
Gene: IFT56
Product: intraflagellar transport 56
Exons: 8
Biological process (GO): intraciliary anterograde transport; intraciliary transport involved in cilium assembly
Cellular component (GO): intraciliary transport particle B; ciliary basal body; ciliary base
Molecular function (GO): intraciliary transport particle B binding; protein binding
Source: RefSeq, a predicted model, not a curated record
AGUCAUCUCCAGAACCGUUUACUGUUUCACCUGGCACAAAAGUUCAGGGAUGAGAAGAAACUGAUGGACUCUCACCAGAAUCUGCAAGACAUUACAGAAGAUCAGCUUAGUUUGGCAUCUAUCCACUACAUGCGAUCCCACUACCAAGAAGCUAUUGAUAUCUACAAACGCAUUCUUCUUGCUCAUCGGGAAUACCUGGCUCUGAAUGUAUAUGUAGCCCUAUGCUAUUACAAACUGGAUUACUAUGAUGUAUCACAGGAAGUGCUAGCUGUUUAUCUUCAGCAAGUUCCUGACAGCACCAUCGCUCUUAACCUGAAGGCUUGUAACAAUUUCCGACUUUACAAUGGGAAGGCUGCUGAGGCAGAGCUCAAGAACUUGAUGGACAGUGCCUCAUCAUCUUUUGAGUUUGGCAAGGAGCUCAUUAAGCACAAUCUAGUGGUAUUCCGAGGAGGAGAAGGGGCUUUGCAGGUCCUGCCUCCUCUGGUUGAUGUUAUUCCUGAGGCAAGACUGAAUCUUGUGAUUUACUAUCUUCGGCAAGAUGACGUGCAGGAGGCUUAUAACCUGAUUAAGGACCUGGAACCUACAGCGCCACAGGAGUACAUCCUCAAAGGAGUGGUAAACGCAGCACUUGGACAAGAAAUGGGCUCGAGACAUCAUCUGAAAAGUGCUCAAAAGUUGUUCCAUUUGGUGGGUGAAUCAACCAGCGAAUGUG